AUGAGCGACCAGCAGGUUUCUGGCCACUCCCACGGGACGCCAGACGAGCUCACUGAGCCUCCCAUGAAGCGUCCCUGUGCAAUUGAUACGCCACCGAUCUCUGCGACGCCUGCGGACAGCGGCAGCGAUUUCUACAAUACUCCCUGGCCGGCUGGGACACCCUCAAACAACGAGCCGUCUGAUAUGGUGGCGGAGACACAGACUGCCCGCCAAAGCGUUACCUCGCAGCCUGCUUCGGUGAUUCCCGGGUUGAACCUCGUCAACGAUGGCCUGAAGAAUCUGCAGUCCGAGGAGGGAAAGGAGGCUAUGGUGACCGAUACCAGUGAUCACACAGCCCAGACCGUAGAGUUGCAGGCGGAAUCUACUGAUGUACCGGUGGUUGGUCAACCGGAAGAUGCACAGCAGCAGAGCAAUGAACCGGAUUCUACGGGGCUAGACGCCAUGGAGGUUGAUAACUCCGUGGCUCCAGCUGCAGGAGAAGGGAAUUCGAUCGAAGCUGUCAAUGGCCAUGCCGAGGACGUUAAUGAGGGGGAAGAGGAAGAGGAUGAACACCCGGAGUGGGAAGUCGACUCAUCGCCCUACGAGUCCUCAUCGGACGAUUCUUCAACCGACUCAUCGGAUGACGAUAGUGACGACGAUGAUGAAGAUUAUCCAAUCCUAAGCCCCGAGGAACAAGCCCGGAUACUCAUGCAAGCGGAGAUGGGAUCGGAUGAUGAGGGAGACGGGAAGGGCAAGUCCGGCGCACACCUAAAGACUGCGAACGAAAUGCCGGAAGAAGUGCUGCCCAUUCCAGAUAUGGAGAUUACUGCCGAAAUGAAGGUGGUGCUGUUGGGCCAUGUUGAAGCGAUAGUCGAUAAUGCAGUACUCGUGAUGGGCAGUACUUCGGGAGAAUACCAGGUCCUAGAAACGGGAUCACUCCUCUGCUCCGAAGACCGGAAGGUGAUUGGUGUGGUAUCCGAGACUUUGGGUAGAGUUGAACAACCACUCUACGCCCUUCGUUAUGCGACUACGGCCGACAUUGAACAAUACGGCCUGACGAAAGAGAAGGCUGUGUACUAUGUUGAGCAGCACUCCACGUUUGUCUUCACUCAGCCGUUGAAGGGAAUAAAGGGCAGCGAUGCCUCUAACUUCCAUGAUGAGGAGAUCGCUGAGGACGAAAUCGAGUUUUCCGACGAUGAAGCUGAGGCAGAGUACAGGCGUAAGAAGCGCCAGGAGAAGAAGGACGCAAGGAACGAGUCUGGUGGUGCCUCAAAGACUAGGAAGGGACACCCCGGUCCUUCGAAGCUCGGUCAAACCGAGCUUAACUACGACGACGAGGGAGGCGAGGAUGGCUAUACUCCGCUUGCACGCCCCAAGAAUCUCCACGAAAUCAUGGGUCGUCAGGAAGCUCCUGUGGAAGGAAAUGACCACGGAGCUCGAGGAGGCAAUUCGCGAGGCGGUAGAGGUCGUGGCAAAGGCAGCGACCGUGGCCGGGGAAAUCGUGGCAGAGGAGGAAACGCACCUAACUCUCAGCACGAUCGUCAAUCUCAUCAUCAACGCACCACUUCCUCCUACCACCCCCAGCAACAAUAUCAGCAGCCCCAGCCCCAGCCACAGCCCCAGUACCAGCACCAGCACCAGCACCAACAUCAUUCGACUUAUCAUCAUCAGCCUCAACCGCCAGCUGCAGAGCCCCAGUCAACACCAUCCUCGAAUUACAGUCAACCUGCAUAUUACCAAGGACAACAGACCCCAUACGCCCUUCCUCAGCAGUUCCCUCAGUUUACGGGUUAUCCGCAACACCAGCAGCAACCGCCCCAACCAUAUGCCCAGGCUCAAGUUCCGGCCCAGUUCAACUUCCAGAUGCCUUACCAACAGCAACAUUUCCAGCAAAUGCAGAACCCAUACCAAAAUUUAGCAUCGGCUGCGCAGAUCAAUCCGGCCUUCUUGGCUGUUCUCCAGCAACAGCAACAGCAACAGCAACAGCAACAGCAGCAGCAACAUCAACCACAGCAGCCACCCCCGCCGCCUCAGACACAGAACACCCUUUCAUUCGAACAAGUGAAGGCGCAGCUGGAUCUUCUGCGUCAGUUGAGCAAUGCAAACCAGGCCCCCCGUCAGAAUUGA
This is a messenger RNA of Penicilliopsis zonata CBS 506.65, 2106 nucleotides long. RefSeq lists its product as hypothetical. The coding region runs from base 1 to 2106 and encodes 701 amino acids. Gene Ontology annotation, biological process: pseudouridine synthesis; box H/ACA snoRNP assembly; ribosome biogenesis. Gene Ontology annotation, molecular function: RNA binding. The transcript has 2 exons. Gene Ontology annotation, cellular component: sno(s)RNA-containing ribonucleoprotein complex. Lineage: Eukaryota; Fungi; Ascomycota; Eurotiomycetes; Eurotiales; Aspergillaceae. The record is from RefSeq and is a predicted model, not a curated record.